Messenger RNA from Equus caballus (horse), 4197 nucleotides. It is a transcript of the gene REM2, whose product is annotated as RRAD and GEM like GTPase 2. The record is from RefSeq and is a predicted model, not a curated record. Gene Ontology annotation, molecular function: calcium channel regulator activity; GTPase activity; GTP binding. Gene Ontology annotation, cellular component: plasma membrane. Lineage: Eukaryota; Metazoa; Chordata; Mammalia; Perissodactyla; Equidae.
GGGGAAGCUGGGGGGGUGGUGGUUGGUAUUUAAAGGGAAAAGCUGACAGUGCUGCUGAGUGAGGGAGCCGGUGCUGCGAUCCGCCAGGCUGCACACGCACACGCACACCGAUGUACACGGACCUCGACACCGACAUGGACACGGACACAGAAACCACAGCACUCUGCCCCUCCGGCAGCCACCAGGCCUCCCCACCAGGGACGCCCACACCAGAUGCCACACUACUGAAGAAGCCAGAGAAACUGUUGGCAGGGUUGGACCGGGGCGGGCCACCCCUUGCCCCAGGGGCUCCCAGACGAAGAGGCAGUAUGCCUGUGCCCUACAAGCACCAGCUGCUGCGGGCCCAGGCUGUAGAUGAACUUGACUGGCCACCUCAAGCCUCAUCCUCUGGUUCCUCUGACUCCUUGGGCUCAGGGGAGGCAGCCCCAACCCAAAAGGAUGGCAUCUUCAAGGUCAUGCUGGUGGGGGAGAGCGGCGUGGGCAAGAGCACCCUAGCAGGCACUUUCGGUGGUCUCCAGGGAGACAGUGCUCAUGAGCCGGAAAACCCAGAGGACACCUAUGAGAGACGCAUCAUGGUGGAUAAGGAGGAAGUGACUCUAGUUGUUUAUGACAUCUGGGAACAGGGAGAUGCAGGGGGGUGGCUGCGGGACCACUGCCUUCAGAACGGGGAUGCCUUUCUCAUCGUCUUCUCAGUCACCGACCGACAAAGCUUCUCCAAAGUUCCAGAGACCCUACUUCGGCUCCGGGCUGGGAGGCCCCACCACGACCUGCCUGUCAUCCUUGUUGGAAACAAGAGCGACCUGGUCCGCUCCCGGGAGGUUUCACUGGAGGAGGGCCGCCACCUGGCAGGGACACUGAGCUGCAAGCACAUCGAGACGUCGGCCGCGCUGCACCACAACACGCGGGAGCUCUUCGAGGGCGCGGUGCGCCAGAUCCGGCUGCGGCGGGGCCGGAGCCGUGCCGGGCGCCAGCGGCCAGAGAGGGGCAGCCCCGAGGGCCCCGCGCCGCCCGCGCGCCGCGAGAGCCUCACCAAGAAGGCCAAGCGCUUCCUUGCCAACCUGGUGCCGCGCAACGCCAAGUUCUUCAAGCAGCGCUCCAGGUCGUGUCACGACCUCUCUGUGCUUUGAGCAGCGGUCGCCAUGGUCACGCGGUCGCCAUGGUCACCGCGCCUCGGCUCGCGCUCUUGCCCCGCCCCUGUCCGGCUUCCUUUGUGAAGACCGUCUAGGAAACCAAAAACUCCCAGGACGCCCUGGUAUGGCCGCGCGGGGCGGGCCCAGGCCCCGGCGGGGGAGGGGCCGGCGGAUGUCCCCCCCCCCCCAGCCCCGCCCCCGCCGUCGCGCAUUCUCUGGAUACCUCCCGCCGCAGAGCGCCUACAAGGCUAGGACGCAGACCUGCGGGGGCGCGCGGCGGCCGGUGGGCGGGGCGGGUGCCGGCGGGCCGGAAGGAAAAUAGUGCUGCAAGGUAUUUUGUUUUUUAUUAAUUCGCGCUUGACCACCUGUCCUGUAAAGAGAUCCUAAAAGCGAGAAUUGGCAAAGUGCUUUGUAGACUCCUUUACAGUUUUCCACCUUUGUACUCUGCGCGAAUAUGCCUCACCUUUAAGAGAGUCUUAAAGGUAAUGACACGAAGACGCAUCUUUGGGACUUAAAACGUUCUAGUGGUCAUCUGCUGUGCUUCUCCACUUUCCCUUUAAGGAGUUCUUAAAGGCGAGGGCCUGGAAGUGCUAUUUUCCAGCGUUAAUUCUGUGAUUUACCAUGCCAUCAUGGCACUUCCCCUUUAAGGUUAUUAAAGGUAAACUGGGGACCCAGUUCUGCCUUCAGAUGCCAGCGUGAAGACCUGAGCCGGUGGCAACCCUGCUUCGGCUAGGGCCCAGGAGGCACCAGCAAGGGGGCCACCCUUCCCUUUUCAAUAAAGAAUUUUUCUACGGCACUUGCUCACUUUGACUCUCUGUUGUCAAAGCCCCCACGGAAAGAAUGGAUGUUGAUAGAAACUGUUGCAGACGAGAAAAUUCAGGCCCAGAAGAGCAAGGAACUUAAAUCUCUAGGGAGGCUCCAGAACUGACUUAGUCCUGGCGUGGUCCCUAACAGGGGGCCACCGGCCCUUAUUGAUAAUUGAGUCCCCUUGCAGAUGAGAAAACAGUCUUGGAGAGGAGCAGGGACCUGCUAGAAGUAAUUUAGUAACUUAGUGACACAGAGGGAGGGACGAAGUCUCCAGUCUCUAGGCCCCAUCUCCUUACCCCACCUUAUCUUGCAAGGAGCCAGCUGGAGGCUACAUUUAGGGCCCGGAGCUAUACUCAGCUAUGACCUGGGCUGGUUGAGGGUUUGGCCCCCAUCCACCAGGGAGGCUCAUCAGCUGGAGCAUAAUGGGGCCGGUCUGCACCUCCCCUGACAGGGCCCCAUCACCCCAGCUGUCACCUGUAAAGCCCGUGUGAGAACUGAAGCUGUCAGUGCCUCCCCUGGGGACGCCCACGCCUGCUGCUGCCGGAGCCACGAGUUUGAACAAAGGGAGCAGAGGCAGCAGCUCCACUCAUCCCUAGACAUACAUUACAGCUACCUGAGGGCCAGGCCUCCACUCCACCCCAUGCAGGUCCCCCAGAACUUGAUGGAAAGAGGAUGAGAUGUCUCCUGAGUCCUUGCAGCUGCGGAGGAGCCAAAAGGGACCAGCUCAGCACAAGUGGUUAUAAGAUGAUAAUAUGAAUAAUGACACUAUCCUUAGGACUUUAUUCACUUUGUCCGUUAAUUCUUUAAUGACAUAAGGUUUUACUACCUCUUUUACUGUGGAAGAAACAGAGAGUUUAAGCAACUUGCCUGAGGUCAAUAAGGAACAGAGAUGGGAUUCCACUCAUGUCUGCCUGAUACUUAAUGGUGACUUUAUCCAGCUUUGCAUCUGAGGUUCCCCUUCCGGUAAGGAUGGGGGGAAGAUGAAGGACAGUAGAAGAAAUGCAGACAACAUGAUGGGCGGGGUCAUGGGCAGUGGCUGUGGUGAAAGGGCCAGAGAAAUUACAUGGCUCUAGGGGAAUAAGCCAGCUCUGAACUCUGGGGAUCAUGAACAGAGGCAGUUCAAAUUUUAAAAUGCAGGAAAAAACACUGGUCCCAUUAAGGGACCAGAUGGUUCUACAGUUGGGUUGAAGCCUCAGGGACAUGAAGAGGCGGGGUAAGAGAAGGUUUGGAGCCCUACUGCAAAGGACAAGGCAAAGGAGUUUGUAACCAACUCUGUAGGCAGUGAGAGUCACUGAAGGUCUCUGAGUGUGGAAGUGACAUGACCAGGAUGGUCCUCUGGGAAGAGGAAGCGGGAGAGGUGUGCACAGAUCAGAUUGGAGUAGCAGAGGCAAGGCCUGUGGAGCUGAGCUUAGGGACCAAUCACAGUAAGGCAUAUGGGACAGCCUGCAAGAAACAGCAGUGGGAAAGGAGGGGCCAAUGGGAAAGGAGCGGUGGCAUGGGUUUGAGAGUCAGAAUUGAUGGGACUUGGCAACUGAGAGGCUGGGUAUAAAGAAAGGAAGGAGUCACGGGUGGUGGGAGGAUGGAGAGGAACUAGGAGUUAGGGGGCGGAGGAAGUAAGGGGUAAAUGGCUCCAUUUUGGAGACUGAGUUCGAGAUGCUAGAAGAAUAUCCACAUGGAAUUUCAGCAGCUCCCUGGACAGCUGGGUCUGAAAUUCAGAACAAGUGAGGGCAAGAGACGGCUAUGAGAAUAAUCACCAUAAAGAGAAGCUGGAGGGAAGGAUGAGAUGCAGGGCUGGCUUCAUGGGUGCAGUCACAGAGGGUCCCAUGGUUAGUUUAAUGCUCUCACUGUCUUGAAAUUGUUUGAAAAAGGAGUGCUGCAUUUUGAUUUUGCACAGGGACCCACAAAUUAUGCUGAGGAAGCUAUAAAGGGAGAAGGUGCAAUACAGGCUGGGAGCCUCAACCUCAAACCACACAUGGGUUUAGAGGUCUGUGAUUCCUGUGAAAUGGUACAAUCUGAUGAGUUAGUGCAGUCAUGCAUUUGUCCGAGAAGAGGGUUCAUGGAUUCUAUCAGAUUUCCAAAGGGGUCUGACCCAUUAAAUUACAAACCAGGAUGGUACUGAUUGGUGCUGGGAAGGAGAACUGGGUGGGUGGAGGGCAGGGGUGGGAAGUUUACUUUUCAUUGUAUUCCCUUUUUCUAACUCUUGAAUUUUUAACUAUGGCAUACCUUACCUGUUCAAAAACUAAAUAAAAUAAUUUAAAAC